Molecule: messenger RNA, 1029 nt
Organism: Parastagonospora nodorum SN15
Lineage: Eukaryota; Fungi; Ascomycota; Dothideomycetes; Pleosporales; Phaeosphaeriaceae
Exons: 4
Coding region: 1-1029 (342 amino acids)
Biological process (GO): positive regulation of cytoplasmic translation
Cellular component (GO): cytoplasm
Molecular function (GO): translation regulator activity; zinc ion binding; single-stranded RNA binding
Source: RefSeq, a predicted model, not a curated record
AUGGUGCGUGUUGCGAUUGCCGCUCAGCUUUCGGGCAUGGCGUCAAACCCGUAUCCGAAGCCCAAGCUUCAGCAGCCCUACCUCACCACCUGCGAGCUUUGCGACAGGAUCAUCCCGACCAAGGACUGGAGCGCCCACAAGAACUCUAAGAAGCACCGUGAGUCUGAGGUCAAGGACAGGGCCAAAGCUGAUGGUACCGACACCAACGGCUUCGGUGGUGACGCCACCGGCUUCACUGCUGACACUGGCGGCAACAACUUCACCUCCACAACUGCUACUGACGGGCUGGGCUCCGGUGGUGGUGGCGGUCGUGCCUGCUUCGGCUGUGGCAGCGAAGAUCACCAGAAGCGCGACUGUCCUCAGGGCGGCGGUGGAAGUGGCGGCGACCGCGCGUGCUAUGGCUGCGGUGAGACUGGCCAUCAGAAGCGUGACUGUCCCAAGGGUGGCUCUGGUGGUGGUCAGGCGUGCUUCAACUGUGGAGAAGUCGGACACCGCAAGACUGAGUGCACCCAGCCUCGCAAGCCUAUGGGCGGUGGCGGUGGAGGAUCUGAUCGUGUUUGCUUCAACUGCAACCAGCCUGGCCAUAACAAGUCCGACUGUACUGAGCCUGCCAAUGCGUCUGGUGGAAGCGGUGGACGUGAGUGCCACAACUGCAAGCAAGUCGGCCACAUGUCGCGCGAGUGCCCCGAGCCCCGUGUCUUCCGCUGCCGCAACUGUGACGAGGAGGGCCAUCAGUCCCGCGAGUGCGACAAGCCCAAGGACUGGUCCCGCGUCAAGUGCCGUAACUGCGAGCAGUUUGGCCACGGUGCUGGUCGCUGCCCCAACCCGGCUGUCGAGCCUGCUGAUGGCGGCUGGGGCGCUGCUGGUGCUGGCGGUGACUCCGGUGCCGCUACUGGCAACUGGGGAUCUGGUGGAGUUGAUUCGGGUACUGCUGCUACUGCUUCUACUGGCGACUGGGCUGACGAGAGCACCGCUGCUGCCAACGGCGAGUCCUGGGGUGAUGCUUCCGCUGCCACUGCGGCAUGGUGA